This is a messenger RNA of Seminavis robusta, 723 nucleotides long. NCBI's taxonomy places the organism in Eukaryota, Bacillariophyta, Bacillariophyceae, Naviculales, Naviculaceae. The record is from the annotation of a GenBank genome assembly.
AUGCCUGUCGUCGAUCAAACCGAAAAGGACGUAGUAGACAUGGCAGCAUCAUCCUGCUGCAGUGACGAUGAUUCCUCUUUUUGCAGCAUGGACGCCUCUUGUUCUGAUGAUUCGUCUUUUUCCUUUGACUCGGUUUCGGAUGAGGACAUGUCAAUAGCUUCCAUCGCGAAUGAUGACGCUGAUGACGACGCCGACGGCUUGGCAAAGAUUGAGCUACCUCAAAUAAUUGAAGCAUUAUCCUCCAACAGACUCGACUUUACGGUUCUGGACCUGUGUGUUCCGAUUGAGAAAGAGGAAGAGGUUUCAGAUCUCUUGCAGGCUAUCCGAUCGAACACAACAGUCACAACGUGUUCCAUCGGAAGUGGCUUCUUCGACAGUUUGUCAGAGAGAUGGCGGCGAGAACUGGCCGAUUCCAUUUGUUCUCAUUCCGGUCUCAAGAGCCUGAGUAUGGACCACAGCUUUCCAGAGUUUCUGUACUAUUUCAAUUGCUGUCGUUGCUGGAAACGGGAUCAGUAUUAUCGACAGCAUCAGCGGUACUGGGAGUUCCAGAACCAAAGCAUUCAAGAGAUUAGGAUUCGGGACAUGCCGGCUGAUAUCGCUGAGCUUCCUUUGGGUCGAAUUGUCAUGAUGACGCUCUGCAAUUUUGUCUCUCUGGAGCGCCUGGAAAUCACCUGGGCGGAUGAGUUCACACGUGAUAUGGCAGUGUUGAUGAGGGUGGCGUGA